Bipolaris victoriae FI3 is the source of this 1281-nucleotide messenger RNA. RefSeq lists its product as hypothetical. The coding region runs from base 1 to 1281 and encodes 426 amino acids. The record is from RefSeq and is a predicted model, not a curated record. Lineage: Eukaryota; Fungi; Ascomycota; Dothideomycetes; Pleosporales; Pleosporaceae. The transcript is spliced from 3 exons.
AUGACAGCCCAACCCGCGUCAUCGCAUGGAAGAGGGGAAGAGUUUGGAAAGCGUCGCAGGGCAAGUGCUCGGAGGCCAGAGUGGGAUGCAGGACGGGAGCUUUCCUAUGCCGCGUGCACGAAGAAAGGACCUAGUCUUGGGCAGGACGACCUUACCAUGGAGCCGGAGACAACUAUCCGAAGCAGUCGGCGAAAAGUGGCGCUUUUAAGACGGGCCGUGCGAACGAAGGGGCCAGGGCGCAAUGAGAAAAGGCGCGAAACCACAUCAGUCGCAAAAAGGAACAGCUCCAGGGCGCGAUGCGACAGGGCGCGGGAGGCGGCCCAGCACUGGCUCAGGCACACGCGCUGCCGAGGGGGUCGGGUAGUGGUGGAGGUGGAGGUGAUGGUGGAGGUGAUGGGAGUAAUAUUAGGGCUGGUAAGGGUGGUGUUUGAUGGUGGUGAUGACAAGGGGGGGAGGUGGACGAGAGGCCAGAGGCAGAGAGUAGCAGCAACAGCAGUAGCAGUAGUAGUAGCAGCAGCAGUCAAUGACACCAAGGCCCAGCGCACAUGGGACAGCGACGGCGACGGCGACGGCGACGACGACGACGACUACGACUACGAAGAGGGCGAUGGCGGCGGCGGCCGUGGGCAAAGGCAGGUGAAGAGACGGCCGAUUAGCGCAAGGCAAAUGGGCGAGCAGCGUGCACCAAAGGACGGUCAGAGACAUCAGAGAGCUUCUGCAGCUUCGCUUGUGCACGCCCAGCCCGCGCAGGGUUGGGCGGGGGGUCCACCAGACGCGCAGUGUGGCCAAACCCACGCAUGGCCGGAUGCUUCAGGGCGGCCGCGGGCAGGACCAUGUGCAAGUAGAGUAAUUAGAGUAGUAACAGUGGUAGCAGGUCGCGGUAGUCGCACUGUCUCCAUCAAACAAUGGCGCUCUCUUCUGCCCGUCGCCCGUCGCCCGUCGCCCGUCGCCCGUCCCCCUCCCAGGGCAUUACCGCAACCGCUGCAGACAGCAAACGUCGCUCCCGUCCAUGGCAACCGCGCAGCCAUGUCCAUUCCAUAUCCAUGUGCAAUCUGCAUCUGCCUCGUCCGUCCACCACAACCUGCCCUGUCCCGCCCCGGCCCUUGUGGCUGGCCGUCGCUGGGCACUUUGUUUCGUGCGGCUUGCGCGCUUCUCCGCUCACCACCAACAACAGGCCUCUCUCCGCAGCGACCCUGGUGCAGCUUGAGGCAAGCCUGUCAUGAGGGCCUUGAGUCGGACAAUUUGCGCCCAAUUGCUGGCCUCAAAGACUCAGGAAGCUGA